This is a messenger RNA of Gopherus flavomarginatus (Mexican gopher tortoise), 3033 nucleotides long. RefSeq lists its product as uncharacterized. Gene Ontology annotation, biological process: immune response; protein polyubiquitination; antigen processing and presentation of peptide antigen via MHC class II. Gene Ontology annotation, molecular function: MHC protein binding; zinc ion binding; ubiquitin protein ligase activity. The coding region runs from base 1 to 1620 and encodes 539 amino acids. The transcript is spliced from 8 exons. The record is from RefSeq and is a predicted model, not a curated record. NCBI's taxonomy places the organism in Eukaryota, Metazoa, Chordata, Testudines, Testudinidae. Gene Ontology annotation, cellular component: late endosome membrane; cytoplasm; lysosome.
AUGGACAAUGAGAAGGCUUUGGGACAUUCCGUGAGCCGUUCCAGUAACAUCUCAAAGGCUGGCAGUCCAACCUCCGUUUCUGCUCCUCAUAGCUUCUCUCGAACCUCUGUUAUGCCAUCCAAUCAGGACAUCUGCAGUUCCAGUGCAGUAUUUUCUGAAUGUUGUCAUCACAGUCCAGUGCAGUCUGCUGUUGUCUUGAAAAAUCCUCACUGCCAGAAUUCUCUGACACAGGGGGUCACAGUGACAGUAAUCUGUCAGGACACGUUACAGGCAUCAAAGAGAAACUCCCAUGGGCAGGAUUGGGUCCAUGCGCUCGAGUCUGCUAAAAAUGCAAAAGCCGCCCGAGCUCUUAAAUUCUCCAAGUCCCUCAACGACGUGGACCAGAAGGCACAGAGCACCACAGAGAGCUCUAACUAUGGGGAGCGAACGUGCUCUGAAGGCAAACUGACCCCGACACAGGAGCAGUGUUUAAGGAUUAACAGAUUUAAUCAGAAAGAGAAGAAAUCACUCAAUCUCAGGCCUUCUUUUAGCAAUUCUAAACACUCUUACAUGCCGUCUCUUUCCCCCACCUACUCGAGCGCUUCGGGAGCAACCGAGAACCACCAUGCGGUGCAUAUACCUCUCCUGGAUGACAAGGUGGACAAUGAGACGUCAGCAAGAAGCAAAAAGCUGCUGCGCUACCUCUUUUCCUUCUCCCACAGCUCAAGUGCCAGCAGCGUGCAUAAGUUCCAUGAACUAGAGAGCUAUCCAAGCCACUUCCAAACUGCAAAAUCCUCCAGCGUGCUGGUGGAAAGCACAGGCUUCUGCUCUGAUGACAUGGGGGAUGGUGACGUAUUCGAGGACAGUGCCUCCGUAAGGUUGAAAUCAAAGGAGCUGCGGGCACCACUCUGUUCAGCUGAGAAAGACAGUGACCUAGACUGCCCUUCUCCCCUAUCAGAAAAAUUCCCCCCUCUUUCCCCUGUGUCCACGUCGGGGGAUGCCUGCAGGAUAUGUCACCGUGAAGGAGAUGAGGAAAGCCCCUUGAUUACCCCCUGUCACUGCACAGGAAGUCUUCAUUUUGUGCACCAAGCCUGCCUGCAGCAGUGGAUCAAGAGCUCAGACACCCGAUGUUCUGAACUCUGCAAGUAUGAGUUCAUCAUGGAGACCAAAUUAAAGCCCCUACGAAAGUGGGAGAAGUUGCAGAUGACGGCCAGUGAGAGGAGGAAGAUCAUGUGUUCUGUAACAUUCCAUAUCAUUGCCAUCACCUGCGUCGUGUGGUCUCUGUAUGUCCUUAUAGACAGGACUGCUGAAGAGAUUAAACAGGGACAGACUACUGGGAUUCUAGAGUGGCCAUUUUGGACUAAGCUGGUAGUUGUGGCUAUUGGCUUCACUGGAGGACUUCUAUUCAUGUAUGUCCAGUGCAAAGUGUAUGUACAGCUGUGGAAGAGACUUAAGGCUUAUAACCGAGUAAUAUAUGUACAGAACUGUCCAGAAACUAGCAAAAAGAGUAUCUUUGAAAAACCUGCAUUAAUGGAGCCAAACAUUGAAAAUAAAGAAAUGUUUGGGGUCCACCAUUCAGAUACAAACUCUUCACAUUACACAGAGCCUGAAGACUGUGGUGCAGAAAUCCUUCAUGUCUGAUCUUUGGGGGCCAGGGAACGGUGAAGAUUCUGUAUGUUCCUGAGGAUAAAAAGCAUCAUUGUUUACUGCAAACUGCUCUACCUUUUUAAAAUCAGCUAACAGCCUAGCACUGGUGGAUUACUUUAAAAAAAAAAAAAAAAAGCAUUUGUUUUACCCCCCCUGACAUAUCUGUCAUAUGUUAUCAUGGUUCCAUACCUCUCGAUGUUUCGUCUCUCAGACUGGCCUGUACAAAGAGACACCGGAGGCUUCACUGGAUGAGGCAAGGCGUCAGAGUAUGGCAAGUCUGGUGUGAACCAUCAUCAACUUCAUGGAGUCUGCUUCUUUUUAAAAGACAGCUCGCUCUAAACUAUCCCAAAAUGCAUGUGGGGUAAUGUAAGCCUUGAUGAGAAGAUGGCUUCAGACAUUGAGGAACAGCUGAGAGAGAGGAACGAGAGACCUAGAAUGUAAUCUACCGCUAACACUGCCACUAACAUUUCUCGUAGGCAGCGGCUAUAAGAUUAUGCUUUACAUAUUGUGAUAAAGGACUCACAAAGCAUAUAGCACUUUUUAAAGUCUUUAUUUUGUAGUAUAUAUGUCCAAUGAGAAUGAAACUUGAAAGAAUGUCUCAUUUCAAAAUACCCCUUUUUAAUACUCUCUCUUGAUCCACUUACAUCCUGCUAGGUCCUAAACCUCUUGCCUUACAAAAAUCUAAUGUGGUUUCCAACGCAUACCCACAGCAUAACACUAAAAACUCUGCUUCUUGGGGGUUUUCUCUCAGGAGAAAAUUUUUCAAAGAAUAUUGCACUUGUGACUUGUAAAUGGAGAGUAGUGGGUGUAAAAUGUUUGUUUUAAUAUGUAAUGGUUUGUUGUUCUGUUCUGGGGUUAUGUUUUUUUUUUGUUUGUUUUAAAUCAACUAUAUAGUUGAUAGACCUGCACAUAUCGCUGAUGUAACUAUCAUUCCAGCCACUGGCGAAGGGGCUUGGACACUGUAUUGGUAUAAUGUGAGCUCUUUAGAAAAAAAAAUACAGCUGAAAAUGGUCUGCCUUCUUUAAUGCUGUGUUCUGUGUGACUCCCAAGAAUUUGACAACACGAAGAAGGGUUGUUGGAAACAACUAAUAAGGAGUAAAUAUUGCAUAGGGUCUCCUAUUUCUACAUAGCUGAGGUUGAAACCGUCUUCUUGUUUUAGCCUAAAUUUUGAUAUAUUCCUUGGUCGGAGUGAUUUUGAUUAGUUUGUUUUAAACCCGUGAAUGGCUGAUGAUAUGAACUGUUUGAUGGGAAGAGAAACAUGUAUGGAGUCAGGAUGAAGAGUGCUGGGUAGAGUUGUCCAAAUGUUUAAAAGUACAUGAGCUUUCUUAGGGAAUCAUUCUUUCAACUAGAGUAAGGUGAAGGUUGUCUCAAUCCCAGACCUCAUUAAACCAGACCGUAGUGUCAGCA